UUUUAAUUAUUAUUUCACGGAAUCGUUUGAUUACAAAGUAAAUGCGUUAAUAAUGACCCAGUAUUUAGUAAUCCUGUUAGCAUAUGUGGUUGCGCUGAAAGCCGCCCGCUAUGGUGAUUACUCGGGGGUUCAGAUGCCGCAUUACAACAUAGAAUAUGAAAACAAAGAACCGGCACCUUUAACAGAUGAAUAUUCAGACCGGUCUCCUGAUGCUGCGGCAUAUUUUGACUAUAAGUAUGAAGAAGAGCCUCGAGACAAAAUCGGGACUUCAGACGGAGAUCAUGUAUGGCAAAAGAUGAGUAAAAAGAGGAAAAGGCCACCGAAAGAACCACGUGAUAAAAUAGAAAUUGAUGAAAGUGACUUCGGUACUAUUCCCAAAUUUAAACCAAACCAUCGUUUUCCGAAACAUCAGACCCGUCUCAAAGAUUUACAUAAACAAAAUGACAGACGACUUUUUAAAUACCAUCGAAGUCGUAACGAUGAAAAUGGGGAUUUAGAUAUUAAAAAUGAGCAUACAAUAAAUAAGGAUCGGUCGAAGGAUGAUAAUAGAAUAGAUUUAGAAAAAUUUGAAUUUAGAGAUACAACAAGGAGAAUAGCAAGAAGAAAACCACGUGACAGAACAAUAAAUCAUGAAAUAUUAGACAGAGAUGACCAAUCAGACUACAUAGGGAUGGACAACGAAGAGGAUUCGACAGAUAUUGAUUAUGAGAGAAUAAGAAAUCUACAAACGACAAUGCCGAGGCCUCCUGGAUCCAUUCCUGAUUUGAUUAAAAUGAAUCAAAAGAACUCACAAGAAUAUGAUCAAUAUUACGAUAUGAAAAGAGUCAAUAGAAUGAAAAAUAAGUUACCAGGCCUCUUUCGCCAGACUAAAGCAUCAACGAUCAUCAUGGAGCCAACGAGUACUCGCCAACUCCAAGAUUUUUCUUACCGACGUGCUAACAUUCCCGAAAAACUAAAAAAUGAAUUUGUAACUGAAGCAAUGCCAACUUACUCAAUAUCAACGCAAAAUUUAGACGAGACAACGUUGCAAAAAGCAACGUCGACAGAAGCACCUAUUUCGAUGGGUUCCACUGAUUUAUCUUUAGCGGAGAAGUCUAGGCUGUCAAUCCUCAAGAAGGCCCAAAAAAAGGAGAGUUUAGGAAAUAUAACUCGGACUACAAAGCCCCCGGUUUUGAUGCAAGUUACGCAGCAGAUGCACACAAUGGUGAUGGUUGAACACCCGAAGAAAGAUGUACUAUUUCGAGCCCGAGCAGUUUUUGACGACUCACCCGAAAGGAUCGCACGUGCAAAGACUUUAAUGCGUCGCAAACUGGUAUCUGGAGCAAGGAGAAUCGAAGAUCUGAUUGAUAAUUGGGACGAGAUGAAGUGGUUACUAUCGCAAGCGUGGCUGAAAGAGAAUUGAAGGCUCUCUUAGGGCAUCGACAAAGGAAAGAGGUGUCCUCUCCCCUUCCAGGCGCCCUUCCAAUAACAUUCCCUCCCAACGCAGUGAUUCCGGC
Molecule: messenger RNA, 1496 nt
Organism: Nymphalis io (European peacock)
Lineage: Eukaryota; Metazoa; Arthropoda; Insecta; Lepidoptera; Nymphalidae
Exons: 4
Coding region: 53-1402 (449 amino acids)
Source: RefSeq, a predicted model, not a curated record